UCAGAACACUGAAACUCAGCUCCACACAGAGUAGCCUGCAGCUUCAGCCACAAAAACUCGGGUUCCUUCCAACUUUACUGUCAGCUGUGUGCGUACACACGCUUGUGUGUCUGUGUGUGUGUUUUUUUUUUGUUUGUUUGUUUUUUUGCGCACGCCACAUUGGCCGACUGUGAGUCAUAAAGCUGCGGUCGGAACUUGCGAUAUGAUAAUUAGCGAAAUGGGAGGAAAGUCGUCGCUACUAGCUUAGUGAAGUUGGAGCUUUUUUUUUUUUUUUUUCCCCUCCUUGUGGAAGAGGAAGAGGUGGCGGACACCACGAGUUCACUUACAAAAAAGAAAAAAAAAAAAAGAAGAAAAGAGUGAGCGGAGCCUUCCAACAUACCUCUUCCCUUUUGUUGGACUAAGAUGAGUAUUACCAGCGACGAAGUGAACUUCUUGGUCUACAGAUAUCUUCAGGAAUCGGGUUUCUCCCACUCAGCAUUCACCUUUGGCAUUGAAAGCCACAUCAGCCAGUCCAACAUCAAUGGAACGCUAGUGCCCCCUGCAGCCCUCAUCUCCAUCUUGCAGAAAGGCCUUCAGUAUGUGGAGGCAGAAAUCAGCAUCAAUGAGGACGGCACAGUUUUCGAUGGUCGGCCUAUUGAGUCACUGUCGCUCAUCGACGCAGUGAUGCCAGAUGUAGUGCAGAUGCGGCAGCAGGCCUUCCGCGAUAAGUUAGCCCAGCAGCAGGCUGCCUGCACCGUGGCACCUUCAGCGUCUGGAAACCAGGCCAGUGCACCAAAGAAUGGCGAGGCCACCGUCAACGGGGAGGAGAAUGGCACUCACAACAUGAAUAACCACAGUGAGCCCAUGGAGAUGGACGUGGACGUGGAGAUACCCGCCAGUAAAGCCACAGUUCUCCGAGGCCACGAGUCUGAAGUGUUCAUCUGUGCCUGGAACCCCGUCAGCGACCUGCUGGCCUCAGGUUCUGGAGACUCCACCGCCAGGAUCUGGAACCUAAAUGAGAACAACAACUCCAACUCCACCCAGCUGGUUUUGCGCCACUGCAUCAGAGAAGGUGGUCAGGACGUCCCCAGCAACAAAGACGUUACCUCAUUAGACUGGAAUAGCGACGGGACUCUGCUGGCGACGGGGUCGUAUGAUGGAUUUGCCCGGAUAUGGACAAAGGAUGGAAAUCUGGCGAGCACCUUGGGGCAGCACAAAGGGCCCAUAUUUGCACUGAAGUGGAACAAGAAGGGGAACUCUAUCCUCAGUGCUGGUGUAGAUAAGACGACAAUCAUUUGGGACGCACAGACGGGUGAGGCCAAGCAGCAGUUCCCCUUCCACUCAGCACCGGCCCUGGAUGUGGACUGGCAGAACAACACCACCUUUGCCUCCUGCAGCACAGACAUGUGUAUCCACGUCUGCCGCCUCGGCAGCGAUCGGCCUCUCAAGACCUUCCAGGGGCACACGAAUGAAGUCAAUGCCAUUAAGUGGGAUCCGUCAGGGAUGCUGCUCGCCUCCUGCUCAGAUGACAUGACCUUAAAGAUUUGGAGUAUGAAACAGGAUUCAUGUGUCCAUGAUCUUCAGGCUCACAGUAAAGAAAUCUACACCAUCAAAUGGAGUCCCACAGGGCCUGGCACGAGCAACCCCAACUCCAACAUCAUGCUCGCCAGUGCUUCUUUCGACUCGACAGUGCGACUGUGGGACGUGGAGCGGGGGAUUUGUAUUCACACACUGACCAAACACCAGGAGCCCGUCUACAGCGUGGCCUUCAGCCCUGAUGGAAAACACCUGGCCAGUGGCUCCUUUGAUAAGUGUGUCCACAUUUGGAACACCACGACCGGGGCCUUGGUGCACAGCUACAGGGGGACUGGAGGUAUCUUUGAGGUGUGCUGGAACAGCACUGGAGACAAAGUUGGUGCAAGUGCAUCAGAUGGCUCGGUAUGCGUCCUUGACCUCCGAAAAUAGUCGAUUUGGGACCGAUUUGACAAAUCCCGGAAUGUGCUGGAAACUGCCUUCUCUCAUCAGCAAGCACCCUGAUUGCUGUAAGAUGGCGUGAAACAAAAAGACCUCACAGGAUUAAAACCAGGUGUCUGCGGCAGUUUCCAAGGAGCAACAGCGGCUGAACUCGGCGCACCUUAAGUGUUUGUUGACGUGUGUUUUUUUUUAAAAACGCACAUGCCCGUUUGAGGCCACGAUGGAAGUCAGUUCAGAAAUCCCCAAGACUGGACUGAAUCCAACUCCCUUUUUAAAAGGUUCCUAAUGAGGAAGUGCUGCGAUCCCUCAAGCUAUUAUUGGGGCGUAAGUGUGGAAACACCGAGAUGAAAAAAGUGUUAAUGAUACACGUGUUUGGCUGUGAAGGGCAAGAGAUUGUGAAAGACAGGUUGUGGUUUUCAAACUCCUCUGUGCAAAUGUUACUUCAUGCCAAAAUUAAAAACAGGGGACAUGAUGAAUGUAACACUGCGACGGAAGCACUGGCAAAAGUCUCCUCUGUGGAGGAUAGUUCCAAGACUACACUUCUUGUUUUGUGGGACGGACUCCGUCAAAUCAAAGACAAGUGUGCCGCUACCUGAUAGCUGUUAAAUCACACUUAACGUCUGGUCUAAAAAGUGGAAGAAAUAAUUCUCCCAACGUCCGAAAAUGAUCUGUUCAGUACGCUUAAAAAAAAAAAAAGCAAUGCUUUUUCUUCUUUUCUUUCUGACAAAAUGUGAAAGGUGUGAUUAGAGACAAAAAAAACCUUUCUCAUUUGUGGAUGUAAAUUUAAAGAAUGUAAAGUUGUAAAUUAGGUAAAUACACAGACUUAUAUACUGUGUAUUUAUGUUUAUAUACAGCACACUUUAUUGCCGUCGUGUAGAAGCUCCGUCACGAAAGCUGCCAUAUCUUUGCUCAUAAUCUGUGAGGUGUGCACGCAACAUCGGUUUCUUUUACUUUUUGUUCAACUCAUCCAGUUGUACCCAAAAUAUCAAGUUGCUUUGUUCAUAAUGGCUUUGAGUCAGAUCUGACACUUUCCUCACUUGAUUACCGUUCACGAGUCGAGCGUUUAGUGGCUCAACAAUAUAGUGAAAAAGGUGUAACGAUGCAGCUCACAAUCCUGUUUGGUAUUUGAUGCAAGAUUCAUAAUCGGAUAUUUUUUAUUAUUAUUAUUAAAACCAGCAUUAGUGGGAUUGACUUUAAUCUUUUGGACUUCAAAUGGAAGGUUGUUCUUCCAACAAUAAAUCAUUCAUGUAAUGUUCUAGAUCCUCCAUUUUACAGACUGUACUGUGCGGGAAAGUUGCAUCAAGAACUUGUCAAUUUAUUGUUAUUUUUUCUGGGAUUAUGUUAGAAGUUUAAUGUACAUUUCUUUAAAAACGUGCACAGCCAUGUUGUCUCACCGUUGGUGUCAGAGCGUUCGAUUGAAGUUGAGUUGUAUUUUUUCCCGUUUUUAAUAGGUAUCAUGUCGAAAUUUUCAGUAUCAUGAUGCAUGUAAAAACAUUUUUCUAUUAUUGAAUAUGGUGGGACGACGUGUCCUUCAACCCCCCUAACAAGUCUGCCUACUGCUUGGCUUGCUGCUUUUAAUUUUCUUCUUUUGUGCAAACUACAUCAUAAUAACCUCAUGGGUUAAAGUCACGCAGAGCUGUGUCACAGACUACUGUCUUAACAUUCGUGGGGUUUCUCUUUGGCAUGUCGGGCCGUCGCGUGAAGCGGAUCCAAGUCUAUGACUGCCCCUGGAUGGGACGUUGGUCCAUCGCAGGUCACUUCCCCAGCCAGAAGCGGUACCGAUUUCCAGUUGGGUGGACUGAGACAAUGCAGAUAAAGUUUGACGUAGGGGACAGGUCAUGUGACCAGAUGUUGAACCCAGGUCUACAUUUGAGUAGCCCACCUCCCUGCUACCUGCACAUUUGUCAGUCUACUGAAAAUACCGUGCACGUUUUGGUCAGACGAUGAACAUUUCAGCUGCAAACACUGUAACUGGUCAGAUUUGAACUAUAUGGUGAGGUGAGUUUUAACGGUAUGCUCUACACAUCACUCUCUGCUCUACUUGUCUCCAAUGUUUGUUUUUUUUUCCUGGUUCCUUUCUAACUCUGCGUGAUGUAACGUGCGCGUUUGUCAGGAUUAGUUCAGCAGGUCAGAUUUUGCUGCAAGUGAACGGUCAAGAUUUUAUCUCCCCCCCUUCUCGUGAUAUGUGAACAUCUUAAUUGGAUGCUGAUGUUGGUUCACUGUUUUAGGACUUUUAUUUUCCCUUUGCUGAGAGCCAUUAUUGUCUGUGUCAGACUGAGAAAUGGAUUGUGGAGUGGCGGCCAUCUUGGCGUGCUGAGGUUCCCAGUAUGGAGUAAAUGCUGUGACGGCGACCAUCGCUCGCACCCUGAUCCAGGGUGUGGUCACCCGUUUCCAAGAGGAAAACAAAGUCAUUCAGUAUUUCAAAUAAAUUGCUCUAUUUUGAUAUUGGAAA
This is a messenger RNA of Thalassophryne amazonica, 4405 nucleotides long. It is a transcript of the gene tbl1x, whose product is annotated as transducin beta like 1 X-linked. Gene Ontology annotation, cellular component: histone deacetylase complex. The record is from RefSeq and is a predicted model, not a curated record. The transcript has 15 exons. The coding region runs from base 403 to 1944 and encodes 513 amino acids. NCBI's taxonomy places the organism in Eukaryota, Metazoa, Chordata, Actinopteri, Batrachoidiformes, Batrachoididae. Gene Ontology annotation, molecular function: transcription corepressor activity; protein binding. Gene Ontology annotation, biological process: regulation of transcription by RNA polymerase II.